AGUCAUUUUGUAUUCUUCUUAUGCUUCUUCUUCUUCUACUUGUUCAAGGCUCGUUGAUCCAUGAAUCGAGCUCCACAAUCGCUACAACUUUAAAAAUCAACUUCAUGGCUUUGUCUUAAACCAAGCUUUUAACAUCUGGGUCGAGAUUGUUUUGUACUCGGCUUUUAUUGUGACCCGUUCCUUUUCAUAACAAAAAGGCUCUGAUAAGAGACUAUAGAUUUGCAUUAUGGUUUUAGUAAAAGCUGGUUGGUUUUGUGAGGCGUUGUUUAAGUUUUAAUGGUGUUGAUUUAACGGCUGUGGACUUACUAAUCUAACAACUAUGGCUAGGCGUCAUGGAUGGCAACUACCUGCUCACACAUUUCAGGUUGUGGCUAUAACAGUAUUUUUCUUGCUAUCUGUUGCAUAUUAUGCCUUUUUUGCUCCUUUUCUUGGCACAGAAGACAUCUAUGAAUUUGUGGCAAUUGGAGUUUAUUCUGUCUUGGCAUUCUCUGUAUUCAUUCUUUAUGUUCGGUGCACUGCUAUUGAUCCAGCAGAUCCUGGAAUUCUGCUUGAAGUUGACAAGACCUCGAUGUAUAAAUCACAAAAUGGCACCGAGCUGCCUGGCAUUGCAUCUCCCAUUGAAGAGCCUAGCAAGGUAGGUUUCAAGUAUGGAGAAAGAUCAACUAGGCAUGGUUCAAGUUGGUGCUCAAUACUCGGAGGUAUCUUUUGUGGUUUUAUUGUAAGAGCAGAUUGCCGCAAAGAUGAAGAUCUUAUACAACAGCAAUCUGGAGAGGAGGAUGCUUUGUUCUGCACAUUAUGCAAUGCUGAGGUGCGGAAGUUCAGCAAACAUUGCAGGAGCUGUGACAAAUGUGUUGAUGGUUUUGAUCAUCAUUGUAGGUGGUUGAAUAAUUGUGUGGGAAGAAAAAAUUAUGUCACCUUUGUGUGCCUAAUGGCAUCAAGCCUUUUGUGGCUUAUUGUUGAAUUUGGAGUUGGAGUUGCUGUCCUUGUUCGAUGCUUUGUUGAUAAAAAGGGUACAGAAGAUCAUAUAACUGAAAGGCUUGGAGUUGGAUUCUCUCUUCCCCCUUUUGCUACAGUGGUGGCCACAUGCACUGCUGUUUCUUUUCUUGCCACUGUGCCUCUGGGAGAACUAUUCUUCUUCCACAUGAUUCUGAUGCGAAAGGGUAUCACAACAUAUGAGUAUGUUGUUGCCAUGAGAACACAAAGUGAACCACCUGGACCAUCUGUUGAUGGAGGAGACCAGCAAAGUCUGCAAACUUCACCAACCAGUUCAGCUGUGACUGCAGUAAGUGGAAGAAGUUCUCUUGGUAUGAGCUUGCAGUACAAAGGUGCUUGGUGUACCCCUCCAAGAGUCUUCAUGGACCACCAGGAUGAAAUUAUCCCGCAUCUGGAGCCGGGACGCUUACCAUCCACAGUAGAUCCAGAUGCAAUAGGAACUGUUGACAAAGAGAAAAAGCUUCCUCAGCGUCCAGUGCGAAUCAGUGCAUGGAAACUCGCAAAAUUGGAUUCCACUGAGGCAAUGAAAGCAGCUGCAAAAGCUAGAGCAUCAUCAUCUAUACUUCGUCCUGUUAAUUCUCGACAUCAUCCAUACGAUACUGAUCAUUUAUCCAGUAGCAAUGUGAGCAUGCGAAGCAGCCCAAUGAGUAGUCAUCAAGGGUUUCAGUCAAGAAAUACUAGAGCAGGGAAAUCAAAGAGCUCAUAUCCGCCCAGUCGGGCUAGCAGAGAAGAUAGUGAGACAUGUGGUCACAACCUUAGUAACUUUAGUAGUCCCCAAGUCUCCCAUCUCGCCCAUUCUCCAUUGGAGCAGCAGAUUUCAAAUGUAGAUCACUUCAACCCCAUAUAUCAAUCAUCAGCAGAUCAAUCUCCUUGGUCAACAAGGCAGAGUCAAGGCAAUGAAAGUGCUUUCCGUGAGAAUGUCGCACAAGCACCUAAUAGAAAUAAUGCAAGUGCUGCAGAAAAUACAAGAAGUUCAGUGUUUUGGGAUCCAGAAGCUGGGCGCUUCGUCUCUGCUACUUCAAGAGGUGGUGGUUCUUCUCAGGUUCCCGGGGCAGAGCUUUUGUACACAGGACAGUCCAUAUUUUUUGGGGGACCUCUUAUGAAUGAACAACCGACUAGAGGGACAAGAAGCAGUUUAAUGGGUAGUAGCCUGGAUAGAGGUUUGACAUCAAGUAUUUAUCAGGGUAGAUCACAGAGGGGUGGGCAGCUACCUGUGUUUGUUCCAAGUGAAUCUCAUCAAAAGCAAUUUUCUUCUAGGUUGCCUUGAAAACUAAAAUUAGGACAAAAAGUUGUUAUUUUAUCCCAGAUUAAUAGUCAGGAUUUUCUCCUCCUUUUGCUCAA
Pistacia vera is the source of this 2334-nucleotide messenger RNA. Its product is annotated as protein S-acyltransferase 21. Gene Ontology annotation, cellular component: endoplasmic reticulum; Golgi apparatus. The record is from RefSeq and is a predicted model, not a curated record. The transcript is spliced from 10 exons. Gene Ontology annotation, biological process: peptidyl-L-cysteine S-palmitoylation; protein targeting to membrane. Lineage: Eukaryota; Viridiplantae; Streptophyta; Magnoliopsida; Sapindales; Anacardiaceae. Gene Ontology annotation, molecular function: protein-cysteine S-palmitoyltransferase activity. Bases 320 to 2260 code for a protein of 646 amino acids.